AUGUGCGUUUCGAACGACGACCGAGUAGAAGCGCCCAUGAUGCUGCCAACGUCAAAGCCUGUUAAGUGGGUGGCCGCCCAAGUAAUAAGCAGGCUACCAAAUGGCACUGAGACAACAACAGUGUGCAUGAGGGGUGAAAAGGGGCAAGAAAAGCAAGCACCAGGGGUAGCCGAUGGUAUACUUCAGUGCCCCGACGUAGAUCUCGUCUGCCACGGCAGGCCCUGCAGAAAUGGAGGCGUUCCCAAAUAUGGAAUGAACUGCGAAUAUCCCGACACAGAACGGAACCGACUGCGGUAUCCCAAUCGCUUUUCGUACGCCCCUAAUUCAAGCAUCACCGUUCUUAAGGGAAAGUUUUUUGCUAUUCCGGCCUUCGUGGACGGGCCACAUCACCUUUAUUUCAAGCCAGUGUCGAAGCUCCCUGCUGGCGUGGCCAUUGACUCGUUCACAGGCGCAAUAUUUGGGACCCCAGUUGAAGUAACUAGAGUUGAAGUACAGAUGCGGGAAAUGCCACAUGCAGCAGAAAGAACGAUAAUCCGAAUACGCGUGGUUGAGCACCUACUGACCCAAGGCAGACGCCCAACGUUCACGAAGAUUGACGAAUCGUUAAACCAAAGCCAAAGCAAUGCUUCCUUAACAUCGCAACUUAAUGAGGAUAGCGGUCAACGGUAUGGAAAAGGAGCAGGCAAUGUGGAUAUGACUGACUUGGAUGUGGAGACUCCACGGGACUGUGAGCGGUAUGUAAAUGGGGACGUGAGGGGGCAAUCCAAAGAAAGCAAAAACGUGUGA
This is a messenger RNA of Eimeria acervulina, 786 nucleotides long. RefSeq lists its product as hypothetical. The record is from RefSeq and is a predicted model, not a curated record. Bases 1 to 786 code for a protein of 261 amino acids. NCBI's taxonomy places the organism in Eukaryota, Apicomplexa, Conoidasida, Eucoccidiorida, Eimeriidae. The transcript is spliced from 4 exons.